AUGGCCGGGUCAGCUGACACCAUUGAGAUGCCGGCUCUGGGCCGCCCGUUCCAGCUGGGGAUGCUGUACGACUGCCGCAGCGACUCCCUCAUCCCAGGGAUCACGCUGUGGCGCCUGGAACAGCUUCGCAUGGAUGUAAACACAAAACCACAACCCAGGACUGAAUUUGAGAUCAUCGCAUCCGACACCAUUGAAGACAAGGCCAAUGCCCUCAAUGUCACAGCCUCGCUGAAGGCCAGUUUCCUGGGGGGGCUGGUUGAAGUAAGUGGAUCUGCCAAAUUCUUAAAUGACACCAGAAAAUCCAAACAACAGGCCAGAGUUACUCUCCAGUACUCUGCCACAACAAAGUUUGAGCACCUAACUAUGAGCCAUUUAGGACCAGAGAAUGUCUCUUAUCGUGCUGUAUUUGAUCAAGGCACGGCCACCCACGUGGUCACAGCUGUGCUGUACGGGGCUCAGGCUUUCUUUGUGUUUGAUCGGGAAGUUUCUUCUUCUGAGAAUGUACGUGACAUAGAGGGAACGCUCCAGAUUGUGAUGAAAAAGAUACCCCUGUUUUCCAUAGAAGGGGAAGGAGCUGUCAAAAUGGAUGAAAAGGAAAAAUUAAAUGCUGAAAAAUUUAACUGCAAGUUCCAUGGUGAUUUUGCUCUUGAGAGAAAUCCAACUAAUUUCCAAGAUGCCAUGAAAAUUUAUUCCACUCUCCCAAAGCUGCUGGGUGACAGCGGGGAGAAGGCCGUACCAAUGAGAGUCUGGCUGUACCCGCUGACCAAGCUGGAUUCCAGAGCUGCUCAGCUGGUGCGUGAGAUCAGCUUAUCACUGAUUUCUGAUGCUCAGACUGCUAUGGAGGAACUGGCAGAACUAAACAUGCGAUGCAAUGACAUGGCGAAGAAUCCGAUCGCCACAAGCUUUCCUGAAAUCAAGCUGAAAAUCCAGCAAUUCAGAGAUCUGUGUAAGCAACACAGACAGACUUUCCAGAAACAGCUAGCAAGCCUCUUGCCGUCUAUCCGUGGAGGUGGAAAAGAGGAAGGGGCUCUGGUGGAUAUUUUGUCAUGUAAAAACCAGUCACCAUUCAAUAUCCAGAGCCUCAGUGAAUUUCUGGAUACAAAGGAGAAAGAGAUGAAUUAUGUAAAUUCCUACCUUAGGAUCCUAAGCAAUGUAGAGGUGGUGUCCUCUCAGAGUGAACUAGAUGAAAUAGUACUCAGCCCUGAGCUUAACUUCAUCGUCUCCUUUACAUUCACCUCACUGCAUGAAGAGGAGCCGUAUUUAUCAGAUUUAAAACAAUGGCUUCAGACCCAAUUUAUAAGGGAAACUCAUGAUCCUGCAUCAGCCAGUUCUGUUGCUGAAAAACCAAAAUCCAAAGUGUGGUUUAAGGAAAAAGAAAUUAAUACAAAAUCUCGAAAAUCUGCAAAGUCCCUUUCACAUUUUGUCAGUGUCAACAAAUCUAACGGGACGACUCGGUUCAUUGUGGCCUCUCUUCCAGACAAGGACAAUCCAGGCACUUCCAUUUACCUGUAUGAGGAUGGAGAGCUGGUCAGCACCAACUUUGGACCGCCAUCAAAGCCUCUCCCUGCCCUGAUUGGUGGAAUCAGACAUGACCGUGUGCAGCUCACAUUUAACCCAGAAGCCUAUGGCAGGGCUGCGAUAUCUGGCUAUCGGGCAGAGUACAGAAUUGUAGGGCAGGAGAACUGGACGGCUGUGAAUGUAAAUAACACACAAGUGACAUUCACAGUGACAGGGCUCCGUGCAAACAUCGAGUACCAGUUCCGAUACGCUGCAGUGAGCAAACCAGGGCUCAGUGAGAGCAGUGACGUGAGUGAUCCUGUGAAGACUCUCCCUUCCAGCCCUCCUGGGAAGCCCAUAGCAACUACUGUAGAUUCAUCUGCCAUCACCCUCUCCUGGGAGAGUCCAAGUGUUAUUGGAGAUGGAGUCACUAUAAGGGAGUAUCAGGUGGAAUAUAAAGAGGAAGCUGAAGGUGAAAGACAUGAGGGGAAAGAGAAAUGGCUGGAACGAAGGACAGGCAAGAGAACAGAGGUCUGUACCAUUGAUGGACUGAGUCCUCGGACGCCCUACAGAUUCCGGGUGUCGGCUGUGUGUGCGGACGGGACUGUGAGUCACCCAGGUGAGGAGGCAUCAAUUUCAACAUCAGGAGAAGAAUUAAGGACACUAGCACAAGAUUUCUUCAAGAAGAGCACUCUGAUAGAAAAAGGGCAGCCCUCAGUUUAUGCCCUUCCAAUAGAGAAGGUGACGUUCAGUUCUAACGCAACACAUCCAAAGUACAGACUGGGAAAAGAGAACCUGCAGAUCCCUAACAAAGUCAUUAUGGUGCUGGGAGCAACUGGCUCUGGGAAAACUACACUCAUCAAUGGGAUGAUCAACUAUGUCCUGGGUGUGCAAUGGAAAGAUGAAUUCAGAUUCAAACUAAUCCAUGAGACCACAAACAGAGGCCAAGCUGAGAGCCAGACAUCUGAAGUGACAGCCUAUGAAGUUCAUUACAAAAAGGGUUUCCAAGUCCCCUACUCCCUGACUAUAAUAGACACCCCAGGAUUUGGCGACACCAGAGGGAUAGAUCAUGACAAAGAGAUAACAAGGCAGAUUCGAGAGUUUUUCUCCACCCGAGGGGCCAUUGAUCACAUAGACGCCGUCUGCGUCGUAGUUCAGGCCUCACUCGCUCGUUUGACACAUCCCCAGAAGUACGUGUUUGACUCUGUUCUCUCUAUCUUUGGGAAGGAUAUAAAAGACAAUAUACAAAUCCUGAUCACCUUCGCAGACGGACAGACGCCCCCUGUUCUAGAGGCCAUUAAUGCAGCUGAUGUCCCUUGUGCUAAAGAUGCUAAGGGCAACCCUGUUCAUUUCAAAUUCAAUAACUCUGCACUCUUUGCCAGCAAUGCUGGAACUGACAAGGGCAGUUUUAAUUUUGAUGACAUGUUCUGGAAAAUGGGAGCCAUGAGCAUGAAGACAUUUUUUGAAUCCUUAGGUAAAUUAGAAACCAGAAGUUUAACAUUAACGCAGGAAGUUCUCAGAGAGCGGAAGGAGCUGGAGACAGCGGUGGAAGGGCUGCAGCCACAAAUCAAAGCUGGUCUGGUGAAGCUAGAGGAGCUAAGACAGACUCAGCGAGCUCUGGAACAGCAUAAGGAUGAUAUGAAGGCCAAUAAAGACUUUGAGUAUGAGGUAGAGAAAACAGUGCCAGUGCAGGAGCCCAUCUCUGGUACAGGUAACUACAUAACAAACUGCCAGCAGUGUCACUAUACGUGUCACUAUCCCUGUAUAAUCCCUAAUGACAAUGAUAAGCGCGGGUGUGCGGCUAUCAAUAGGAUUACAGGAUAUUGCAGAGUUUGCCCUGGUAAAUGUUUCUGGAAUGUUCAUUUCAAUCAAAAGUACAGGUGGGAAUAUAAAGUAGAAAAAGAGAAACAGACCUAUGCACAACUGAAAGAAAAGUAUGAGAAGGCAUCUGGUGAGGUGUUAUCGACACAGAAUGUGGUUGAGACGCUGUCUCAGGAAUACGCUGCAGUGGAGGAGAUAUUAAUGGAGCUUAUUGAUAAAUCAUCUCGCAGCCUCCAGCGUCUGCAAGCAAUUGCUUUGAAACCCAACCCGCUGUCCACUCCGAAAUACAUUGACCUGCUGAUCAAGUCAGAACAACAGGAACUAAAGCCUGGGUACCAAGAAAGGAUAACAUCUCUGAGGCAAGUGAGGGAAGUAGCUGAGAUAGUAAGAAAGAUUGCCAAUAAGGAGGCUCUGCUGCCAGGAGAGAGGGAUAUGUACAAGAAGCUUGAAGAAAAAAAGUCUGCAUUGAAAAAACGUGUGAAAGGAGCGGAUAUGUUUAAAAGCCUUUUUAAUAAAAAUUAA
Molecule: messenger RNA, 3840 nt
Organism: Mauremys mutica (yellowpond turtle)
Lineage: Eukaryota; Metazoa; Chordata; Testudines; Geoemydidae
Exons: 2
Coding region: 1-3840 (1279 amino acids)
Molecular function (GO): GTP binding; protein binding
Source: RefSeq, a predicted model, not a curated record